GUUGUUGUUUGACGGCGGAAGUGGGAAGCAGGAAGAGCUGUACAGCUGUGAGGCUCCGAGGAGGCUAACAGAGAAGCUAACAAGCUAACCUCAGCGGUGGAAAUAUCAGGACCCUCUGACUUAAAGAAGAAACCCCGUCAACUACUUUGAGACUUUCAAUCUGAAAUGGGGAAAGGCGGGGGUACAUUUGAGAGGCUUCUCGGUAAGUUAUCGGCUCGUCGGUUCGGUCAGUAGCUUUUUAAAGAAAUAUGAGUCAAAGUGCGAUGUUUUUCCAGCGUAUUGUUUUGGCCGACGCGAACCAGGGCUGUGGCUUCCAGGCCAGCUAGCUCAUCUUAGCUAGCGAACAAUUGACUGUCAUUGAGAACAAGCCUGGAUUUAACUACAACAAGCCACUUAAACACACGAUAUAACAUUGCUUGAUAGUGUUUCUACAGUUUGAUAUAAGCUACGCUACCCUCGUGUUUUCUUCAUGUUAGCAGCAAAGCUAAGCUGAUUCCCCUUUGCUCCAUAUCAGCCCCACGCAUGAUCAUUUAUUAACGUGAAAUAUGGCACAUGUUAACCACAAUUAUUUCUGUGUUUAACUGACGUUCCGCAAAGUCAGGUGGAUAAACUCAGAUGCUUUUAUAGUUUCCCAAGUUUUCUUUUUUAAUCGUGUCAACAACAGGUUGGUCAGUCAGUUGCCAGACAGGUAAAACUAGCUUCUGGUUGAUCUUUCGCCUAUUAAGUUAAGAGUUACUCAGGAGAUAUUGUUUAAUUUACUUUGGAAAAGUACUGAUGUUUGGCCUUGGGUGUGUUUUGCUGACCCCCUUUUGAGGCUUCUCUACUAAAUGGCUUUAUGCUAUUUGUAUGAGUCAUGCUUGACUAUCGUCCCCCAUAAAUACUGGUAGUGUUAGGGCUGGGCGAUACGAGGAAAAGUUUAUCAAGAUAUAUAUAUAUUUUUCAUAUCAGUCAAUGUUGAUAUAUAUAUCAAGACAUAAAAAAUAAGAUUUAACGGUGGUUAUUGGUAGCAUGUCUUUUGCAAUACAAUAAGCUACUGCAUCUGUGAGGUCUUUGUGUCUCUUUGACGUUUUGUCGUAAGGUGUUGCGCUCAUAGACUGUAUAUACUAUGGACAACUCGGUUCCGCCUCCCGCCAGCAUACGGAUUUGAAGCCAAAUAGCUCUCAGUAUUUCCUCAAUUUUUCUUCAUUUCCUGAAACCAGUAUUGCGCCGUAGCAUUGUACACAUUCAGCGGGAGAGUUGCCGAGAUGAUGCUCAGCUCAAACACCGUAUCUCCCGGGUGAGCUACGCAAUCCCUGAACGCCAAUAGGCUGCAUCAGGUGUCAAUCAUAGAAAACAUGAACCCGCUAAUAACUUUUAAAAAUGAGCUUCACAGAAAAAAGAGGACUUGAGCACAAACCAGUCUUACAGUAACUACAUGUCAACAUCGCAACCAGGGGGGAGAAAAAUUUAUGGUCUGUGUGAUAAAGUUCUAAAGUUUGUCCACAGCCCCAUACGCUUUGCUGGCGGGGGCGGGAUUUAUGACCUAUACUGCAGCCCGUCAACAGAGGGUGCUGUUCUCAGAGUGGCUUCACCAGCAAGGAGGCAGACGCUGUCCACUCUGUAUACAGUCUAGUGCUGCGCUAGAGAAAGCGAAUGAUCAGCUGUUUUGGCUGCACAGGUGCCAUGGGCUCCUUGCUCCGCUCUUGGUUCAUAACCUUUUGCAUUGUGUGUGCUCUGCCAUGUGGCACUGCUUCAGGUGGUGAAAAAGAUUUGUGGUAUUCCUCCACUUUGCGAGAACAUGUAAUCGACAUGAUUUACAGGUUCCUCUGCUUCAUGUCCGACCUUACAAACCAAAAUACCUCCACACCACCAACAUUUUCGUGCCAGUGUUGUUGACGAUGUUAUCAUUUGUUGAGCCUUCAUCUGCAUUUCUGCCGGGGGUAGCACUCAUUUUCUUUUUUUCGAUAUCGUUGCCAUUUUAUUGCCCAGCCUUAGGUAGUAUACUUUCGUUUACAAAUGCCUUCUUGGGUAAUAUUUAGUAUUGAUUGCUGGAUUCACUUCCAGUGAAGGCCUCUCUGCUAUAAUAGAAUAGCUAAGAGCCAUACUUAUCAGUGUGUAAUGGGUGCAGUGUGUUUGCUAUUAAGUGAUAAUUGUAGUUUAGUGAUGACACAGAGAAAGCAGAAACUUUGAGAUACACCAUCUAAGCAUGAGACUGGUUUACAACAUGAAGUUCCUGAAAUGAGGUUAUUGUCACAUCACGUUAGACUGUGCUGUGAGGCAGAGUCUCUAACUGUGAUUAAAAACACUCUGUAGAGUUUGCUGAUCUGACUCUCAGAGGGAGACUGUCUCACCACCUGGGACCGAGAAUAGCAAAUAGCAAACAUACAGUCCCCCUUGCAGUCUGUUGGGUGGACCUGAGGGACCAAGCAGUGGUUUACAGCAUUAUUUGUUCACUGAUGUACACAGGAGCGAGACAAUUCAAAGCCUUUUUGACAAGAAGGAGGCUCUUGAACUGAAACAUAAAUAAAUCAAUAAAUAGCUUCUUGGCUCAGGCAGGAAAAAAAGCAUUGUAGUUGUCUAAAUGGGAGGAUGCAGAGGCGCACAUGACCAUUUCCAACUGCUGCAACCAUGACAAAACAUGUAUUUCAGCAUUUUGAAGUGAAAAUAGCAAAUCGUAUGAGUGUCUAUUGCUGUGUUUGUCAAAUUUCCUCUGACAGUCAAAUCUGACCCUGAGAUUUUAGGGGAAAGUCUUGUAUUCGUGGCUAAUCAACCCAGAUGUUGGACAAUGUUAGUUAAGAUAUCAUAUAGAGCAAAAACUAACAGCUCUGUUUGACUGUAGCUAAAUGAAACAAUGGUAAUAUUACACACAAUCAAGCGACCUUAAGGGAAGCAUAUAUCAACAAAAUGAAAUUGGUCCAAGGAUUGAUCCCUGAGGCACCCCACAAGACAAUGGGAGCACUGGACACCUUGUCAUUACCAUGUACAGAAAAUUUCGAGCUGACAAACAACUGAACAGAGAUCGCUUUUCUAUCAUUAGUACAAUUCUAUUUAGAGCUAAUUUGACAUUAAACCAAUUUUUGACCUUAUAUGGCGUAUGAGAUAUAGACAGACAUUGCACAACAUGCAGUAUGUUUUUAAUCAUCUAUAAUCAUUGCAGAUAAAGCCACCAGUCAGCUGCUGCUGGAGACUGACUGGGAGUCCAUUCUUCAGAUCUGUGAUCUCAUUCGACAAGGAGAUGCACAGUGAGUCCCCUCUUCCCUCUCUCCUCUCCCUGCCUGUUCAAGAUUUAAAAAAAAAUAGUGUUUCUUUGCCUUGACCUUCUGUUGAGAAACAUUAUCAAUUGUCCUUGCAGGGCUAAGUAUGCUAUCGGGGCUAUCAAGAAGAAGCUCAAUGACAAAAACCCACAUGUGGCCCUCUAUGCGCUUGAGGUAAGAUUUUUAUACAGUGAAGAAUGAGCUACAGAACUUUUCCUCAGCUAGUAUGGAAGAACAAAAUCGAGUUUAACUGAAUUAAUGUUAAUAUUGUGUUUUCUGUGAAGUACUUUACUGUAAGCUGAGAUAUGUUUCACACAGUUGGCAUGACGAAUAGUAUGUGGCCUCACUCCUCAGGUCCUGGAGUCAGUGGUGAAGAACUGUGGCCAAACUGUCCAUGACGAGGUGGCGAGUAAACAAACCAUGGAGGAACUGAAAGACUUACUCAAGGUGACUUAAUUCGUUUCUUCAGCCUUGUACUUCUGCUCUGUUUAAUCUCAUAUUUUGUCUUUAGUCAGUAUCCUGCCUUUACUGUUGCUACAAUGAGAUUCCUUUAAAAUCCUGUUAGUAUGAAAGAUACUUACAGCUUCUCUUACUAUGGCUUUAAACUCAUUUUGAAAAUACACUGGCCUGGGUGGGGUCCCCGUCAGAGAGAUUGUCACCUCUCAUAUUCCCUCUCCAUGCACUGAACACCUGCUCUUGCACUGUUUCGCUUAUGUUGAGCGGUCUAUCACCGGUGUAACUCGACAUGGCACAGCUUUCUGGCAUAAAGCCUUGGAGGCAAACACCUCCUGGUACCGACAAAAAAAGAGAGCGGGACAGAGUAACAGGCCUGUAAAUCUUCGACUGGCCUUUAAGUUGUUGAGUUGAGAUUAAAUUGCAAAAUUCCUGCAGCCCAGGGUUACACAUUCAGAUGACUGUUUUGUUUGAUCUCUGUCCAAAACCCAAGGUGAUCAAAUGAAAACCUUCUGAAAUAAAACAUCCAAAUAGUAGAACCAGUAAAUAUUUUGCCCCUGAAGUUAAAUUAGACUGUCACACAUUUUUAGGUUGAAUAAUAUCUGCACAUUUACGUAAAACUCUCCUGCCCUUCUUCCACCCUCUUUUGGGUCAAAACCUCUUGCUGUAAUGCAGUCAGCUUCCUGGCUGCAUUACAGCACCGCAAGUGAGCGACACUUGAUUGGAGUCCUGCUGAGUCAUGUGACACAAGCUCCUGUAGCGUUCAGCCCAUACUGGUUUCAACUUCCUGGUGAUGUCAUAGCCUUGUGACAGAUUUUUUUUUUUUCUCCUCCAGACAAAAGCGAGGGACUUCCCUCCUCCCUUCUUGUUGUCAAACACAUUAUUUCUCAGAUGUUUUUCUAAAUGUGAAACCAGAAGUGUAAAUUAUAAAGACCGGAGAGACUUAGGGAGUAAAGGCCGGUUUUAUUUCACUCUCUAUUCUUCUUUUACCGGCAGAAACAGACGGAACCAAAUGUCAGAAACAAGAUUUUGUACUUGAUCCAAGCCUGGGCUCAUGCUUUCCGCAACGAACCAAAGUACAAAGUGGUCCAGGAUACUUACCAGAUUAUGAAAGUGGAAGGUAAGUGAACAAGUGCUGUACUUGUAAAAAUUUUCUUUCAAGGAAUUCUCAAAUAAAGAGUUAGAGAUCUUUUAAGGUUACAUUGGUUAAAAUAAUCUAAUUCUGCCGUUGCUGUAGUAGAGAGAAGAAAAACACCAUCAGUAUGUCUGUGUUUGUGUUUAACAAAUCUCUUUUCCUCCUCAAAGGUCAUGUGUUCCCUGAGUUCAAGGAAAGUGAUGCAAUGUUUGCAGCUGAAAGAGUGAGUUUCCUUUUUUCUCAGAAUUUAAAAUGUAGAAUAUUUUAUCUUCUGAGUUACUGUAACAUCAUUUGUUCAUGAGUCUGAGCUCGUAAGAAGAAAAAAAUGCAGAUCCCAUGAUAAUGCUGUGUCAUCAUCGUAUCUACUGUAGUAGCUAAUACUGUCUGCCUCAUCCAGGCUCCAGACUGGGUUGAUGCAGAGGAGUGCCACAGGUGCAGAGUCCAGUUUGGGGUUAUGACAAGAAAGGUAGGCGGGCUUCUUUGAAACUAGGCCACUUGGAGAUUUUAUGGUUUCUGUUUUUUCUUUACAGUUAAAGCAGCAGGUUUGUGUGUGAACGAUUAUAGCUCAGAAGCUGACCUCAAUUUGUUUCCCUUUGCUUUUCCAGCACCACUGUCGAGCCUGCGGACAGAUUUUCUGUGGAAAGUGUUCUUCUAAGUACUCAACUAUUCCCAAGUUUGGCAUAGAGAAGGAAGUGCGUGUGUGUGAGCCGUGUUUUGAGCUGCUUAACAAGUGAGUCCGCAGACCUUAACUGCCUGGUUUAGUCUGAAUUUUGAUGUCCAUGUUUGAAACGGUGAAGCUCUGUCAACGCUUGGGACUACCUACGUGGACUCAGUUUGACGCUUUCAUUGGAGGUUAUUGCUAAAAGUUAAAUGUGCGCUUUGUUGUUUAGCCUCACUGUGUUUGUUUAUAUCUCUGUUUUUGAUCACUGUGUCAGCCUUGAUCACCUCUUUAAAGGGGGAAUAAAUGCACAUUAAUAUGCUCACUUUGUUUGCUCUCAGUAGAAACUUGUGUGAAAAUUGUACUUUUUCAUGUUUGUAACAGCGAGAAAAGAGAGAAAAAAAGUGUUUUGAUGAACCAGAAUUUAAGAAUGCAUAAUACUUUCCUCCAUUUGUUUUGCUCUGAAGUAAAAAUGUAUCCUUCAAAAACAAUGCUGCAAAAUUUGAUCAUACUUGGACUUUAUUUGUGCCAAUUUGAUGCGCUGUAAAAUCGGGUAUACAGUUAUUUAUGACACCAAAACAAAAGUUUAACUUUACAAGAUGUGUCAACUUCCUCAUUUUAGUGCUGGUGUCCUGCUGCUCUACUGAUCUUCCCCAUUAAAAUAACUUACAGGCUAACUAUAAACUGUACUUAUUAACUUUUUUUCUCAUAAAUCUGUGGAUUUAUUUCGUAACACUGUGAAUUUUUUUGAAGAUUAAAACUUUUUCCGCGUAUAUUUAUGACGUUGUUCUUAUAAAUCCACAACUUAAGUCUUAAAAUCCUGAAGUUUUGCAGCAUUGUUAGAGGCAGACAUUACAUAUGCUUUUUUCUUGUCCUGUUCUGUGUUUGGAGAGAUCUUGGUGUUUCAAACAGCAUGCUCUCCUCUAAUUUACAAGAUUGUUUGUCCUCCCUGACCCUUUUUCCUCACCAGCCACCCCUCCCUUUCUCCGCCACUUAGGAAAGCCGGGGAAAAACCCGCCACUGCAGGCCCCGCUGAGCUGCCUCCUGAGUACCUGACCAGCCCUCUGUCCCAACAGUCACAGGUUUGCAUUGUUAGUCUCUUACUCAUUACAGCAAAGCAACUACAAAACAGUAAUUUUGUUGUCAUCCAAACACUGCUGGAUUUUGUAAACUCUUUUAAUCUUUGCUAACUCUCCUUUCACUUUUGCACCCCUAAAUCAGAUGCCCCCAAAGAGAGAUGAAGCUGCACUGCAGGAGGAGGAGGAGCUGCAGCUGGCCAUCGCGCUCUCUCAAAGUGAGGCUGAGGAGAAGGAGCGGAUGGUGAGUUAAAAACAGCUCAAAUUAAUCAUGUGCUCUUAAUAUCUGUUUGUACAGAAAACCAGAUACAUCCCUGUAUGUGUGUGUGUUCACAGAGGCAGAAGAACUCCUAUGGCAUGUAUCCCAAAACUGAUCCCACUCCUGUGACUUCUUCAGCACCACCUGUCAGCACCCUCUACACCUCCCCUGUGGUAAGACCUCCUCUCGUGUGAUUAUGAUUGUCUUCUCACCACUGAGCAAAAUUUUGGUUCAUCAUUUUUCGUCCCUUAAACUCUUAUUUCCUUCUCUAGAACUCCUCUGCUCCAUCGGCUGAAGAUGUCGACCCUGAGGUACUCCAGUUUCCUCAUGUUCUUUUAAUAUCUGCAUUAAGUCAAAACAAGAAUAUCUUAUGCUGAUUCAUACUGUGUCCAAUCAUUCCAGCUGGCACGUUACCUGAACAGAACAUACUGGGAGAAGAAACAGGAAGAGUCUCGCAAGAGUCCGACCCCCUCUGCUCCUGCUCCCGUGCCACUGGCUGAGCCUCUCCCACCGAUCAGUCAGCCUGUAGAGACUCAUGUCCCUGUCCCUGUCCAGCCAGUCAACAUAGUAGAGGUAUAAUGAAGAUUUGUGCUUACUGUUGCUACAUUUAGUUAAAUGAUACCACAAAAAACACUGCAGUGUUUGUUCAGGUAGGAGAUAAAUAUGCAAAUAUGUCAGGCUAAAGUUACUAAAGUCUUAUGCAGACUAAUAGUAGGAGUCAAAGUUUGUAUUUCACAGCCGAAUCCCGUUCAGUUGAUACUCUAAGUUGGGUACAGCUAUAUAUUUUUUUUAUUUCUUGGUGAAGUCAGACCAAAAGUGACUUGUCUUCCCUCCUCAUUUCUGUCCUCCAGCAGCAGUACCAGAACGGGGAGUCAGAGGAGAAUCACGAGCAGUUCCUUAAAGCUCUCCAAAACGCUGUCACCACCUUCCUUAACCGCAUGAAGAGCAACCACAUGCGUGGGCGCAGCAUCACCAAUGACAGUGCAGUGCUGUCACUCUUCCAGUCCAUCAACAACAUGCAUCCUCAGCUGCUGGACAUCCUUAACCAGCUCGACGAGAAGAGAUGUAAGUGUCAGCUUUCUCUGAGUUUGCGUUUGCCGUGCGUCCCACCUUUUUUAUUCUUCUAACUGUGACAUUAUUUCCGCACGCCACAGUGUACUACGAGGGUUUGCAGGACAAGCUGGCUCAGGUGCGGGAUGCACGGGCCGCUCUCAACGCCCUUCGAGACGAACAUAGAGAGAAGCUGCGCCGUGCUGCUGAGGAAGCAGAGAGACAGAGGCAGAUUCAGCUGGCACAGAAACUGGAGAUCAUGAGGCAGAAGAAACAGGUAAAAAAAAUAAGGCUCUUUGGGUUAAAGAGAGACAGGUGAUACCCUAUUUAUCAUCAUGCUGACAAGUGUUUGUCCCUGCAAACCGUAGGAGUACCUGGAAAUGCAAAGACAGCUGGCCAUCCAGCGCCUCCAGGAGCAGGAGAAGGAGAGACAGAUGCGUCUGGAGCAGCAGAAACACACAAUCCAGAUGAGAGCCCAGAUGCCUGCUUUCUCCCUGCCCUACGCCCAGGUAUGCACUGCAAACACAACCAUCAGCUCUCAGGGGGAAUAUUUUCCUACAAGAAAGUAGUCAACUGAUCAAAACUAAGACCAAAGUUAAAAAUCUAUCCAAUCAGGUGUCUUUAUUUGCCGUGGAUAGACAAUGUUUCAUAAUUCCGCUGGAGUACAUUGGUGUAAAUAUUUGUAUGUGUGUUUCACAGAUGCAGUCUUUGCCUCCAAACGUGGCUGGUGGGGUGGUGUACCAGCCGGGUGCUCCACCUAGCUACCCAGGCACCUUUAGUCCGGCUGGAUCUGUGGAGGGUUCACCUAUGCACAACAUCUAUAUGAACCAGCAAGGUCAGCCUGCACCACCGCAGUACCAAGCCAUGCCUGGUCCUGCCACAGGUGAGGGGCCCAGUGAGAGUGAUUCACUCUGGAUAAAAGUUUGAAAUAAGUUUGGUUUUAUUGGAGUUACAGAAGUCAGUGUUUGUACUUAGAUGUGCUUCUGAGUGUGACCUAUUCUUCCCUCGUCUUCUAGAUCCCAAUAUGGUCAACGCGUACAUGUACCAGCCUGCAGGCACCAAUGGGCAGCCUGCUCCUCCUCCUGGUCAGGCUCCGCCCACUACUAGUCCACCUUACUCCAAUUAUCAGCCCACACCCACACAAGGCUAUCAGGUCUGGUAGACUCCUGUUUUAACUUUCCAACCAAGUGUUGCCACAAAUGUUUACAAACCCACUUAUCGUCUCCUUGUUUUGUGCAGAACGUGGUCUCCCAGGCCCAGAGUAUGCCCCCCAUGACCCAGGCUGCUCCCACUAACGGAAUGGGCUACAUGGGCUACCAGCCGUACGGCAUGCAGAACAUGAUCUCAGCUUUGCCUGGACAGGAUCCCAACAUGCCGCCACAACAGCCGUAUAUGCCAGGCCAGCAGCCCAUGUACCAACAGGUCAGACACUUUGAAAUCUUUUCCAAGCAAACCCACCUGAAAUUUACUGAAGUUUAAUGUUCAUAUAAAAACAAACUGUUAUGACCACACACCUUGUUUGACUCCCAUUUUUCAGUAUAACUUAAAAUGCGUUCCUGUCUUGUCAGAUGGCUCCCCCUGGUGGCCCACAGCCGCCGCAACAGCAGCAGCAGCAGGCACCACACGCCGUGCCCGGCAGUGCAGAAGCGCAGCUCAUCUCCUUCGACUGAGACGCCACAUGCUGCCGGGGUCCGACACACUACACCCUUUCUCCUCUUCGGGUCUUUCCCCCUCACCCUCUGGACUCUGAGGACGCCCCUUCAGAAACACAUACAAACACACACACACGCAUACACUCACCUCCCGCCUUCCACUUUACUGUGAUGUUGUGGCAAUGUAAAUAUUGUGAUGAUGUUGCAGAACUGUACCUCUCUCUUUGCCUCUCUCCUCGUAUGGGAAUGCAGGGGAUGAAUCUGAGAGAGAGAGAGCACCAAACCCUGACCCCUUACACCCUCUCCCUCUCCUCUUUCCAGCUGAUAUGUAUGUAGUAUUUCCUUAUUAAAUGAGUAACUGAAGAUCAGAAAUAGUCAGUGGUAUUACAGUUAAAAUAAAUAAGAAAAUAUGAUAAUAAUUGAGGAGAAAAAAACAAGACAUAACCAUCCUUGGUCUCAUAUUUUUCUAAAGCAGAACUUGCAUGUUAAAUUUUGAUUAUUUUCUGGAAUGGACAUUGAGAGACAUCUGUAUGUGCUGUUACAGAGACUGAUGAUUGUGACGAAAGAGUGAUGUGCACAGCAAAAAAAGGAGGCGACCCACAUCUUAAGACAGGUUCACAGCUUGCCAUUCCGGUUGUAGCCCAUCUCCAUUCAUGCACACACAAAAACUAUGCUCAUCUUUAAUCGUUUUAUAAUCGGUUUGUUGUGCACUGCUCGGAUUAGCAAGUGUCCUGUCGUAGUUCGAUGACAAAAUCAUGCAGGGAUUGUACAGAGUGAAAGGAGUGUCAGAAAAUUAGCUGGAUGGUUGCUGUAUCCUCACCAAGUAUACUUUCAUAGUUUAAUCAUCGGGAUUACACACUUGUCACCAUGAGUAUAAAUAAACUGGUACGUACAAAGGCAGUUUAUCAGUUCUUAUAGCAUCCUGCAUCUGUUGAGUAAACUGAUCAAUAACAUCACAAACUGAAAGAGUCAUUUUAACUUAUUAAUUGCAAAUAAUAUCCUCCAGGCACUCCAUCCUGUGUGCAUUUGGUUGUUACGGUCAUAGAGGACAAUAUCUAAAUGUCGAGUACAGAUGGGCAGGCUUUUUAAAAGUGUGUUCGUGAAGUGUGGGCGAAAAAAGUGCUUGCAGAGCGAAGGAGACAUGCAGCAUGUGUCACACCCAUUCAGUGAUUUCUGUAACCCGUCAUUUUCCAUCUGUGAACUUCUUUAUUUCAUUAUACUGAUCUGUCUGACUCAAAGUAAUUUUGAAAUUAUAUUUAAUAAAUAUUUGGUUCUUAUUGUCCACUUGUUGCAUUUGUAUUUUUUUUCUUAAAUAACCACGGUUGAAAUAAAGAGGAUGUAUGGUAACACAAAUUUUAAAAGUAGGUUGUGUUUAUUCCAACGUCAGGAAAUACAAACUCAAAUAUCACACUUGUGCACAUUUCAACAUUAUUUUUAAACUUUGGUUUUCUAGUGUAAAGACUUCCCAUUACAUUAAGAAAUGACAAUAACCUUUUCUGUACAAUAUGGCUCGUUAUUGUGGAGUUUCACCAUUAAAAAAUCUUCCAUCCUU
Messenger RNA from Xyrichtys novacula (pearly razorfish), 11068 nucleotides. The record is from the annotation of a GenBank genome assembly. Lineage: Eukaryota; Metazoa; Chordata; Actinopteri; Labriformes; Labridae.